Molecule: messenger RNA, 1644 nt
Organism: Aspergillus viridinutans
Lineage: Eukaryota; Fungi; Ascomycota; Eurotiomycetes; Eurotiales; Aspergillaceae
Gene: gprI
Product: putative cAMP receptor (Car4)
Exons: 6
Coding region: 1-1644 (547 amino acids)
Biological process (GO): adenylate cyclase-activating G protein-coupled receptor signaling pathway; cell surface receptor signaling pathway
Cellular component (GO): plasma membrane
Molecular function (GO): G protein-coupled receptor activity
Source: RefSeq, a predicted model, not a curated record
AUGGCCCUCACUGAAGCGCAAAUUCGCACCUUGACUACGGUCGAGCGUGUCGCUUCGAUUCUCUCCAUCCUGGGAGUUAUCACGAUCAUCGGCACAUUUGCCUUUUCACGGCAUUUUCGCAAUCCAAUGCACCGUCUGAUCUUCAUCAAUGCGUUUUAUAAUUUGUUUGACUUUAUUGCGACGAUGAUCGCGACAAGCGGGCCCGCGGCAGGCAACAGCUCGCCCUUGUGUCAGUUUCAGGGCUUUUGUCUCCAGAUGUUUCCUAUGGCAGAUGUCCUCUGGACACUGGCGAUGGCCUGCGACGUCUUCCUGGUAGUCUACUAUCAAUUCAAUGUGCAGGCGUUGCGCAAGCUUGAGAUAUGGUAUAUUGCUAUCAUCACAUCCAUUGUAUCUAUUCCGGCGAUCAUCUUUUUAUUCAUCCAUAGCCCGGACAAAGGGCCCAUGUAUGGUGGCGUAACUCUCUGGUGUUCGAUAUCUCCCAAUUGGGUCGUCUUCCGAAUCGUGUUCUACUACGGACCAAUAUGGUUUCUCAUCCUGAGCGUGUUACUUUUCUACAUCCUCGUCGGUAUCAAAGUAAUCAAACUGCGGCACCAGUUCAAUCUCUCCCGUACAGACCACAUCGCUCUGUCUUCCAACAUUUCCACCAGCAACCACGCCCUUGACCAGCACAAAAACACCGUCGCUGUCACUGUCCAAAUCGACAUUCAGUCCCACCCCGCCUCCCAUGUCUAUCCCUCCUCAACCGAACAGAACCCCCACUCAUCCCGCGGGGACUCAUCCUCCCACAACGCGCCCCUAGAUCAUAAACGAUCCAAGCAUUCCAACGUAUCUUUCAGACAAUACAUCCUCAUGCCAAUGGUGUUCUUUCUUGUCCUGCUGGCCACAUGGGUUGCACCCACGAUCAAUCGGUUAUCCGCCCUCGUAAACCCGAACCAUGUUUCGUAUCCGUUGCUGCUGGCUGUCGGAGCAAUGGGAUCGCUGCGAGGGUUUUGGAACGGGGUGGUCUUUAUCACACUGGGAAUGAAGGGCUGGAAGAGGGAGAUGAAGCUGAGGGAAGAUCAGCCCAAACAGCCAAGGCUUCACUCAGCGGUCCGGUAUGGCCUCACGCAAGCGCUCAUUGCAGCCACCGCACUGGCUCAGCGCCGUACCAUUGCCGAGGUGAUAUGUCGCGAGUGGAGUCUCGGCUCAACUGCAGAUCAUCCCAUCGAUAUUCUCGCAUCCUGCCACCGCAAUGACACGCUCCAGCUGGACCGAAUGAUCAUGAAAAAGGCUUCGAUGCUCCCCCACGCCUCGUUUGUGCAUGUCUCCGAUAUGGGUCCUCAGGGUACACUGUUGAUGGACUACGUGAACACCGUCACUCGUCGGAUCCAAGAACGCGCUCCACCAGGCUACCACCCCCGUCUUCAUUUCGCUACGGUCCUAGGAGACAUUUCCGGAGACACCAGGCUGGCUGAUUUUCUAGGCCAGGUGAGCGCGCACGACCCUACGUCCUCCUCAGAUUGCGUCCUCCAACUGCGCAGACACUGGGCACUGUCGUUCUGGAACGAAUUCAGUAGCAGCCUCACUCGGCUGAAUAAUCCAUCCUGUACAAAUAUAGUCCAGGUGGAUAUGAAGCAAGAUUCAAACUUCCAUUCAAAUAUCUGA